Messenger RNA from Salvia miltiorrhiza (redroot sage), 2475 nucleotides. RefSeq lists its product as uncharacterized. The record is from RefSeq and is a predicted model, not a curated record. Gene Ontology annotation, biological process: protein K48-linked deubiquitination. Gene Ontology annotation, cellular component: cytosol; cell periphery. Gene Ontology annotation, molecular function: cysteine-type deubiquitinase activity; cysteine-type carboxypeptidase activity; K48-linked deubiquitinase activity. Lineage: Eukaryota; Viridiplantae; Streptophyta; Magnoliopsida; Lamiales; Lamiaceae. The transcript is spliced from 12 exons. Bases 89 to 2143 code for a protein of 684 amino acids.
UGCAGCCCCUCUAUUUUUCUGCAAUUCGACAUUUUGUUUUUUUUACACACAAGUGUUUGACAUCUUCAAGAUUCAGAAGCAUUUACAUAUGGAUUCUUCUUCUACAUUGCCACCUUCGACCUCCGGCGCGCCGCCGCAGCGGGAGCCGGAGACCACGCUGGAUGAGAUUGUGUACAAGACGAAAGCGAUUGAAUUCUUCGGCCGAACAGCUCCCAUCAUUCUCCAAAACAACAAUGGCCCCUGCCCUCUCCUCUCUAUAUGUAAUGUUCUCUCCCUGAAGAACAGUUUGAGUUUGAGCCUGGAUAUGCCAGAGGUUUCACAGGAUAAAUUGCUCUCUCUGGUUGCUGACAGAUUGAUUGAUUCAAACAGUAAAGUUGAUAACAAAGAUGCUGGAUAUGUUAAAAACCAGCAGCAAAAUAUUGCAGAUGCUAUUGAUUUACUUCCUAGACUCACUACUGGCAUUGAUGUGAAUAUAAAAUUCAGAAGAAUCGAUGAUUUUGAGUUCACUCCAGAAUGUGCAAUAUUUGAUUUACUGGAUAUCCCACUCUACCAUGGAUGGAUUGUUGAUCCACAGGACAUUGAAACUGCUGAUGCUAUUGGUUCAAAAUCAUAUAACACUCUCAUGGGCGAGCUUGUUUCAUUGGAAACUCAAGCUAUGGAGUGUGAACAGAAUAAGAAUCUAGAAGAAGAUAGUGUAGAUUUUGUGGCUGCGACAACUGCAGUUCUUGGAGUUCCUUCUCCUAGUCUUUCAAGAAGUCAAUCCUUCACUGAUUCACCCCAAAGUGUGAAAAAGGGAGACAUGGAAGAAGAAGAAGAAGUCUUGAGAGUCUUGAAGUUAUCGGAGGCUGAAAUUCUUAGUUCAGCAGCAGCUGGUGUAGUUUUAAACACUGAUAGUGCACAUAGGGAGAACUCUGAAGUGUUGAUAUGUUCAGAACCAGUGGAAAAUCAUGUUUCUAGUGAAGCUGUAAAGGCUGGGGCAUUAUUUUCUGAUGACAGCAAUAAUUUGAACAAUCUCAGUAAAGGUAAAAGAAUUCCUGGAAAAGUCACCCAAGAAGCUGCUUGCUCACUCCCAAAGGCUGAUCAAGAGGAAAAUUGUGUACAGAAAACCUGCGAAGACUCUAAAAGAUCCUGUGAAAGUGCAGUUGAUGAACGCAGGAAUAGUGAUCAUGUUGAUGAACCUCUCUCUUUAGAAGAAGUUCCUUCUAGUCACUGUCUUGAUGAACCCAGGAAUACUGAACAUGUUGAAAAUAAAUUCACUUCCACUUCCGACCUGGAUGAUCAAAGUUAUCUCACACAUGAUUGUAAAGCUGGAGAUUCACCAAGUUUGUUGACUGCUUCUGCAGAUUUAGGUUCAUCAAGUGGCCCAAUACAUAACACUGGUAGUCCUGUCCUCAAUUCAAGUGUUGAUGUCAGUGAACCCAUUUAUGAAGGGGAAGAGUGUAUAAUGGAAUCAGGAACUGCGGUCUGUCAAAAUCAAGAGCCCAUUUAUGAGGGUGAGAUGGUUCUUGCCGAACAAGGGGAUAGAGGUUCUGUUGAUGAUGGUGACUCUAAGGAGAGAAUAUCUUUCACACAAGGAGAACUAAUCAGGAACUUUAUGAAGAACAGUGCUAGUCAAUUGACUAUUUAUGGCCUAUUUAGCUUACUAGAUAAAGUGAAGGAACGUGAGCUUUGUGUAUUUUUCAGAAAUAAUCAUUUCAACACUAUGUUUAAGUAUGAAGGUGAGUUGUAUAUUUUGGCAACGGACCAAGGUUACAUAAAUCAGCCAGAUUUAGUAUGGGAAAAACUAAAUGAGGUGAACGGCGAUACUGUGUUCGUGAUGGGAAACUUUAAGGAUUUCAAGAUGGAUGAUCAUUCCAACGUCACCUGGGAUGAGCAGAAUGCCAUGGCCAAUACGGCUGACUAUAUAGCUAGCAUUGAUAGCGUAGCUCAAUCAGAUUCCAAUAUCAAUUCUGAUUUGCAAUUGGCUAUAGCUCUUCAACAACAGGAAUUUGAGCAACAGCAACCUCAGAGAUCAGUACAACCAACUGUUGCCAGUGGUUCAGGGAUGAUCACUAGUCCGCAGGUUUUACACAACAGUGGGAAACCCACGCCUUCCUCGUCUAAGCAGGAGUCCAAAUUGAAAGAGAAGUGCGCCAUCAUGUGAGAGUACUUGAUGCUGGUUUCGUGCAAGUCAUGUGAAUGCUACAACCAUCUCUUGGCGUGUGGAACUUAUACGGUUCGUAGCACCUUGUUUGUAAAAGCUAAUUACAAAUCCCAUUUUUGUAAAUCUCUGCUGCAAAUUUGAUCUCAUGAAUUUGCAGCCGUGAUUUUCUCACUUUAGUCAUAAAGAUCCAUAUGCUUAUGGAUUCUCCAGGAUUUAGACUUCUAGUAGCGGUAGGUGCUUUAAAUGUCAAACUCUGUAUAAUUCAGACAUACAUACAAUCAUAGCUUCGUUCAGGAAGAACUGAUGAAAAUUUUGGUGGCCUUUUCUCUUCC